Messenger RNA from Chelmon rostratus (copperband butterflyfish), 1620 nucleotides. RefSeq names its product potassium inwardly rectifying channel subfamily J member 11 (gene kcnj11). Gene Ontology annotation, cellular component: plasma membrane. Gene Ontology annotation, molecular function: ATP-activated inward rectifier potassium channel activity. NCBI's taxonomy places the organism in Eukaryota, Metazoa, Chordata, Actinopteri, Chaetodontiformes, Chaetodontidae. The record is from RefSeq and is a predicted model, not a curated record. The transcript has a single exon. Bases 323 to 1483 code for a protein of 386 amino acids. Gene Ontology annotation, biological process: regulation of monoatomic ion transmembrane transport; potassium ion import across plasma membrane.
GGAUCCACAAUGGGACGCGGUGCUGUGGCACAACUACGCCCGGUCGGUCGGUGUGGUGAGUGACGGCGGCAGCUGCGGAGCUGGAAGAAGAAUCUUCUCGUGGGACUUCGCGGUUGUGAAGCGCCUGAUCUGGAGGCAACGUGAGGAGCGCGCAUUCCUCCAGAAAACAGGCGACAACAAGCCCCUCCGUCCUGCGGCUGGCAGCUGGCCGACUGGGAGGACAAGACACCGCAAAGAGGAAAAUAUUUCUGCUUUCAGCCGGACAGACACGAGCCGGGACCUCCACAGUCACAAGGCUGUGGGUCCGUAGUAUGGGAGAGGUAUGUUGUCCAGGAAAGGACUCAUUCCGGAGGAUUACCUGCUGACACGUCUGGCUGAGGAUGUCCUGCAGCCAAAGUUCAAGGCGAAACCGAGGAAAGCUCGCUUCGUCGCCAAGAACGGCACCUGCAAUGUGGCGCACACCAACAUCCGAGAGCAGGGCCGCUUCUUGCAGGACGUGUUCACCACUCUCGUGGAUUUAAAAUGGCUCCACACGCUCAUCAUUUUCACCAUGUCCUUCCUGUGCAGCUGGCUCCUCUUCGGGAUGAUCUGGUGGCUCGUUGCCUUCGCGCACGGCGACUUGGACCAGAGGGGAGACACCUUUGUCCCGUGCGUAACGAGCAUCCACUCCUUCUCCUCCGCUUUCCUCUUCUCCAUAGAGGUGCAGGUGACCAUCGGCUUCGGGGGUCGGAUGGUGACAGAGGAGUGCGUCUCCGCCAUCAUCGUCUUGAUCGUGCAGAACAUCGUCGGACUGGUCAUCAACGCCAUCAUGCUCGGCUGCAUCUUCAUGAAAACUGCGCAGGCCAACCGGCGCGCAGAGACCCUCAUUUUCAGCAAGCACGCCGUCAUCUCCAUCCGAAACAACAAGCUGUGCUUCAUGAUCCGCAUCGGGGACCUGAGGAAAAGCAUGAUCAUCAGCGCCACCGUGCGGAUGCAGGUGGUGAGGAGAACCACCACCGAGGAAGGCGAGGUGGUGCCUCUAGACCAGAUCGACAUCCACAUGGAUAACCCGGUGGGUACCAACGGCGUCUUCCUGGUGUCCCCCCUCAUCAUCUCCCACGUGAUCGACAAGGACAGCCCUCUGUAUCAGCUGUCAGCCUCGGACCUGCAGCACGAGGACAUAGAGGUGAUCGUGGUGCUGGAGGGGGUGGUGGAGACCACGGGCAUCACCACGCAGGCCAGGACGUCCUACGUGUCGGAGGAGAUCCUGUGGGGGCAGCGCUUCGUGCCCACGGUCUCCGAGGAGGACGGCAUGUACGCGGUGGACUACUCCAAGUUCGGUAACACCGUGAAGGUCCCGACACCGUGCUGCAGCGCCAAGAAACUGGACGAAGCGGGCGGCAUCGCUCGCUUUAAACUGGACGAGGGCGUCACCUUGCGGGCGUCUGUGAGAAGGCGGCGGGGCGGCACGGUGGUCCGCAAGUCCAGGAUGGAGAGCAAGUAAACGGCUGCUCCGCGUCUGCCAGCAUUUUAUAUGAGAAUGUAAUGAUUUAAGUUUGAGGACUGUAGGAUGACAGAGUCAUAUUUAUUUUAUACUAAAUAUAUGUUCAUGAUAAUCAACAAACAUCAACAAGCUUUUCA